Perkinsus marinus ATCC 50983 is the source of this 443-nucleotide messenger RNA. RefSeq lists its product as hypothetical. NCBI's taxonomy places the organism in Eukaryota, Perkinsozoa, Perkinsida, Perkinsidae. The annotation marks the transcript as partial. The transcript has a single exon. The record is from RefSeq and is a predicted model, not a curated record.
AUACGUCAAAGGAUGCCAGGGAGGGCCCGCAUCGCCCAUCGCUCGGGUUGAGUUCCUCGCUGGCUCUCCUAGAGAAAGGAAUGUUUGGGUAGCGGCGUUGAGCGACGCUGUGGCAGAGCUGCGAGGUGAACAAUACGCCUCCUUUGUGUCGGCGAGGAUGCACCAUGAGGUCCUUGAGAGGUUUCGGAGGGACUCGGAGGGAGAUGUGCGGGAGAAAUCUCUGCAAUUGGUGAAUGCGGUUGAGGCCGGAGUCAGACGUAGAUGGGCUUUCUUCACUUGGAGGCAACUCGUGAAGGGGACGGUGCAAGUCAGCAAGCUCAAAGCCUCUGACCAGUUCGGUCGAGUAUUAAAGUCAGCUGUGGCAGCUAGGCAGGCUCGUGCAUUCCGAAUCCUCAGUUGCCAUGCUCAGAUGGCUAGGGUGGAGCAAAGGACACUUUCUAACU